Molecule: messenger RNA, 1412 nt
Organism: Corticium candelabrum
Lineage: Eukaryota; Metazoa; Porifera; Homoscleromorpha; Homosclerophorida; Plakinidae
Product: solute carrier family 12 member 1-like
Exons: 11
Coding region: 284-1309 (341 amino acids)
Biological process (GO): cell volume homeostasis; potassium ion import across plasma membrane; chloride transmembrane transport
Cellular component (GO): membrane
Molecular function (GO): sodium:potassium:chloride symporter activity
Source: RefSeq, a predicted model, not a curated record
CACACACACACACCACACCAGGCUACAGAUCUAUAAUUCUGUUUGAAUGCAUGCAGUUUGGAAGUACUUUUUGACAGUAAUGUCUCGAAAGCAAGAAAAAAGUUUGUUAUAAUCAUAAGGUAGAAUUGACUGUGAUUGUUUGUAUGUUAGACCGCAGUUGCUUGUUCUAACUGGUUUACCAUCGUCUCGACCAGACUUAUCUCUACUUGCAUGUCAGAUCAAUAAGAAUGUUGGUGCUGUUACAUGCGGGCAAGUGUUGGUGGGACCAUUUGAGAGCCAUCGUAUGGCAAGAGAAACAUGUAAAAGAGAUAUCUUUAUAAAAUCAGCAAAGUUGAAGGCUUUUCAUUCAGUUGUUACUUCACAUAGUCUAAGGCAAGGAAUACAGUCAUUGAUGGAGGUUGCUGGUUUGGGUAAACUGCGACCGAAUACUCUAAUGUUAGGAUACAAGAAUCAGUGGAUGUUACAAGAGCAAACUGUUGUCAAUGAAUAUGUUGACAUAUUGCAUGAUGCAUUUGAUCUGAACUUUGGAGUAGCUAUUCUGAGAAUGCCUGAUGGAUUAUAUGGUGAUGCAUCUGUGCCAUUACAGCUUGCUGAGCUUGUUGAUGCUGGCAUUUCAGCUGAACAGAAUGAUACCAUGGAGAGAGCAGAAACUAAGCAGCUGGGACAAAAGCUAAGGUCUCAGUUAGGACCUCAUGGUGAUCUUGGCAGAACCAAUUUGAACGAAAGUUCUCAACAAAACUCACGGGAUGGUCGUUUGUCUACGCUUAUGCAGAAGCAGAAAUCUUACUUCUCUGAGCGACAGCCGAAGGGCACAAUUGAUGUGUGGUGGUUAUAUGAUGAUGGUGGACUGACUGUCCUCCUUCCUCACUUAUUGUCCCUAAGUCCGUCAUGGAGUCGGUGCAGAAUAAGGAUAUUUGCUCCUGUUACUGAGCAGCUGUCAACAGAAGAAGUUAGGAUGACAUCUCUAUUAAGGAAGUUCAGAAUUAGCUUUUCAAGUGUCAUUAUGUUGUCUGAAAUGAAAAGUCGACCAUCAAGUGAAAGUGUUGAGGAAUUCAUGAAAUUACCUGGAGGAGAAGAAUCAAACAGAGAGGAUGUCAAGGAGAAGACUUUCCGUCAUAUACGACUUGGAGAAUUGCUUCGUCAGCAUUCCACCAAUGCCAAGCUUAUUGUAGUGACAAUGCCAAUACCAAGAAAGAAUACGUGCUCAUCUAUUCUCUACAUGAGUUGGUUGGAGACUAUAUCCUGUAAACUGCCACCCAUUUUGUUUGUCAGGGGCAAUCAACAAAGCGUACUUACUUUUCAGUCUUAGUUGAAUUGAAUACAAACUUUACUCAUUCCUAGAUGCCUAGAUGGAUCAAUUAUCUAUUUCAGCUACUAGUCAUAUCAAACAAGACUUUGUACAAGUCACGAGA